UCUAUAGGGCAGGGAUACUUUAGUCAUUUUACAUGGGACCCGUCCGACACAGGGCAAAAGAUCAAAGUACAAAGUAAACAAUGGCCACAGAUCAAUUACUAUGUAAAGAGUGGCAAAUUAUCGAAGUGCAAAGUAAGUGGGGGCAAAAAUUCAAAAACCCCGGUUAACAGUACCUUUCCAGAUUCUCAAAAAAAGAAACAGUACCUUUCCAGAAAAGAGACACUCAUAGAUGAAAAUUUGCCUCCUUGUAGUAAGGUAGUGAACAGUGAAUUAUUGAAGACUGAACAUAAAACGGGAAAGCUUCAACAGGAGGAUAUAGUAAGGAUGGAAGGUGGUUGUAAAUUUUUUUCAUACCUAACCAUUUACAGUACUAGGUAUGAAUUUUUUUUACAACUAUAUCCCCGCAAAAUUUUCUUUUUAGUAUAUAGCUACAAUAAUAUUCUUCGCAUGGAAAGAAAAAAUAGAACUGUAAAAACAAUGGCAGUCAACGAAUGGAACUGUUUUUACACGCGCCGUGUCGCCUGCGCAGCCGAGCUCGCCGCAGCCGGCAGCCCGAGCUCCAUGCCAUGGACAUGGGCAGGGCAGAAGAGAGGAUGCCAACGGGCGGGGUGGGAGAGAGGGCGCUACUCAGCGCAGAGGCGACGUUGGUGAGAGGGGCAUUCAUGUUCCACCCCCAACAGCGGCAUCGCACACCGACGGUUCCUCCGAACGCAGCCGCCAGCCGCCGACAUCUGGCCGCUCGCCAUUCCUUCUACAAAGGAAACGGGCGGCGCAGCCUGGAGUCCUGGACCGGCGCGAAGCCAUUAAGCCAACGGUGACUUGCCGACGUGCUGCUCCACUGCGCCGGUGUCUGCACGCCAACUGUUCGACGAAUUUACUCAUCCGCAUUCGGAGUGUCUUGCUGAAUUUGCGAGCCUUGUUUUGCAGGGUCUGCGGACAGUGGACCAACGGCAGUGAGAGAAUCUAGCAGUUUCAGCUGCAAAUCAGGCCAGAAUUUAAGAGCCUACCGUCGACCGGGCGGUUUCUCCUUGGACUUGUUCGUCUGCCUGCAGCUUGCCCGUUGACUAAUCCCCCCUCCCUUGCAACGGAUCUCGCAUCCACUUCUGCACACUCCGUCACUUUUGUCUGCACAAGUCUCCAAGGGAACAUACGGAAAUUAUCUUGAUUCCUCUUGAGAAAACCUGAUCUUCUUGCAUAGUAUCUUCUAGAAAGAGGAAAUUGCUUUGUUUUGUGACAAAGCGUACUUUUCUUGAAGCAACUUCUGGAAACAGAAGAUCCACGUAACUUUUAGAAAGGGAAAUUACUUUAUUAUGUGUCGUGAUAAAAUCUGAUCUUCCUGAAGCAACUUCUGUAAAGAGGAGAUCCACACCAAAAUUCAAACUGUGGUAGCAUAAGUCAUGUACUACAUCUUUCACAAUGAGCUUGGAAUCUAUUUAAUUCCAUUUCUUAUCAGCAGGUAAUUUCUUUUUCCUUAUUGUUGAUGAACUUCUGAGCUCGUAUAACUAAAUUUAAUGAUUGCGCUUGAUGUUGUGAGUGUUAAAAAUGUCAAAACCUACACUUUAAUGUCAGUUGAUAUUCAUUUCUGAUAAUUUAUUUGCAGGGCAUUCUUCUUCCCAUUUUGAUAGCUGGACAGGCCAAUUCGUUUUUCAGUAUUUUGCUUGUAUUUUUCUUUAAACUAGUUGCAACAAUGGCGGCUGUGGGUAGUUGGUUUGGUGCUGCUAUUGGCACGGUCAUAAGUCCAUUCAGAGAUAUUUUCUUCAGACAUGCAAUGUAUUGCUUCAACCCUGGCAAAUACGUGCGAGAUCAUGAUAGGGAUACUCAGACUUUGAUUGGCAGACGAAGUGGUGUCCAAGGCGAGAUCCGAACUGGCACCCCGAAUGGCUUGGUAGCAACAGAUGAUGCAGAUUCUUGGGUGAAAAGGGCAAAUCAAGCUAUAUCUGAAGAAAGGAGAAACCAUCAACAUUAUGAUGACAGACGCAUAAUUUCUAAAUGUUGCUCCCUAAAUUGCUGCGCCAACUACAAAAUUGCUAAGAGAGCAGUUGAGGCGCGACGUGAAGUGCGCGCAUGUCUUGACAGUAUACCCAGUAAUUCUACAGUCAGACCACCGCCACCUUCUGUCAUAGAUAUCCCCAUCCAUUCCGCUCAACUGGCAAGUCAAGACAGUAUUCUCCAGACUGCUUGCGAGAGCAUCAAUAAUCAAGUUGGAAUGAUUGGAAUAUGGGGUCCAGAUGGAGUUGGGAACACACAUCUCCUGAACAAGAUCAACAACUCCUUUGUUGGACCUAACCCUCCAUAUUUUGUUAUCUUUGUUACGGCCUCCAGAGAAUCCUUGGUACGAAAUAUUCAAGCUCAAAUUAUACAACGUCUCGAAAUAAGAAAGGAUGAUGUUGUGCCAAAUCCAGCCACCAACAUAUCAGAACAACUCAGGACAAGAGACUUUCUCCUGUUGGUGGAUGGCCUUUAUGAGAACCUAGACCUUCUAGAAGUUGGCAUUCCACAUCCUCUUGGAAUAAUUGAGGGCCAAUUCAAGAGGAAAGUGGUAAUCACAUCACAAUCAAAAACUGUAUGUGACCGAAUGUUUGUGAAUGAAUAUAUAGAGAUGCCUGGUUUGGGUGAGACUGAAUCCUUCGAGCUAUUUGCACAAACUUUUGGUCAGGAAGAUAUUGAUUCUGAUCCCCACAUCAGGGCCAUAGCUCAUGAUCUCGUAAAGGAACUAAAAGGUGUGCCGUCAGACUUAAUACAUUUUGGGAAACAAAUGGUAGGUAAAAGCGAUCCAGGGGAGUGGGAAGAUGUCAUUUGUACAGUAAGGAAGUUGAACCUUCAAAAGAAAGACCCAACUUUGGGUGGAAGGACUUUGAAAAAUCUCAAGGAUGCCACCAACAACUUGGUUGCGAGGAGCAAAGAUGUCCAUAAUAAGAUUAAGGCUUCCGAGCGGGAGGGCAUGACAUCCACGAAUGAGGUGAACAAAUGGCUGGAACAAGUGGAUACCAUCAAUUAUGAUGUGGAGGUAAUCUUUGCGCGCAACAAGUUGAAAAAGGAUGUUACUAUGGAAGCAAUCAAGACGGUUCCUCAGGUCCAAGAAUGUCUCAGGGCUUGUCCCAAUAAUAUUGCAUUUGUGUCAGUGCCACCUCCUGCCCAAGAGAUACCGGGCCCCUGUAUGUCUUCCCAGAACCGUAACCUUAAAGAGGCUCUCCAGUUCAUUAAGGAUGACCCUGUGGGAAUGAUUGGAAUAUGGGGUCCAGGUGGAGUUGGGAAAACAUAUCUUCUGAACAGUAUCAAUAACUCAAUUGCUGUUGCUGGAGGCAUUUCAUUUGAUGUUAUCUUUGUGAGGGCCUCUAGGGGGUGUUCAGUGGAGAAGAUCCAAGGAGAUUUCCUAAUGAAGCUCGGAAUGAAAGCAGAUGGUAAUGUGGAAUCUCAAAGCCAAAAGAUUUUUAAUUUCCUGAAAAACAGGAGCUUUCUUAUACUGUUGGAUGACCUUUGGGAGCAAAUUGAUCUGCAAGCAGUUGGCAUUCCUUAUCCUCUUGGAAUUCUGGGCCAAUUCAAGAGGAAAGUGAUAAUCACGUCACGAUCAGAAAACGUAUGUCAUCUGAUGGAUGUGAAGGUGCCUAUAGAAGUGCCUCGCUUGGAAGAUGGUGAAGCACUCCAGCUAUUUAAACAAACGGUUGGUCAGGAAAAUCUGAAUGAGGAUCCGCACAUCGGGGCCCUUGUGAUAGAUCUUGUCAAAGAACUACAAGGUCUGCCAUCAGAAUUGAUACAUUUUGGGAAGGUAUUGCGAAGAAAAAGAGAUCCAAUGCAGUGGGAAAAUGUCAUUCAGGCAGUAAAGAAAUCAAACCUUUGUAAGGAUGACCCAUUGUCUGUGACAGGAAAGAUUGUGAAAGAUCUUAAGGAUGCCAACAAAAGCUUGCUUGCAAGGAGCAAUGACAUCCGCCGUAGGAUUGAGACUGACGAGCGAGAGGGCAGGACAUCCACGAUUGAGGUGGAUGGAUGGCUGGAAAAAGUUGCUAUUAUCAAUUCUGGUGCACAGGUAAUCUUCAAUGGCUAUGAGUUGAAUAAGGAUAUCAGAAUGGAGGCAACUGAGAAGCUUUCUGAGAUCCAAGAAUGUCUCAGGGCUUGUCCCGAUAAUAAUAAUAUUGCACUUGAGUCUGUGCCGGCACCUACCCAAGAGAUACCCGGUCCAUCAAUGUCUGCUGAGAACUGUAAUCUUCAAAAGGCUCUCCUAUUCAUUAAUGAUGACCCUGUGGGAAUGAUUGGAAUAUGGGGUCCAGGUGGAGUGGGGAAAACAUAUCUUUUGAAAAAUAUCAAUAACUCAUUUGGAGGCAUGUCCUUGCAUGUUAUCUUUGUGACAGCCUCCAAGGGGUGUUCAGUGCAAACCAUCCAAGAGGAGAUUCUAAAGAAGCUCAGAAUGCCAGAAGGAGCUAAUGUGGAAUCUCAAUGCCAAAUCAUUUACGAAUUCCUGAAAAAUAGAAGCUUUCUUCUUUUGUUGGAUGACCUUUGGGAGCAAAUUGAUUUGCAAGCAGUUGGCAUACCAUAUCCCCUUGGAAUUGUAAACCAACUCAAAAGAAAAGUGGUUCUUACAACAAGAUUAAGAAAAGUUUGUGGUCAAAUGGAGGUAAGGGAAGAGUUAAUAGUCACUUGUCUGCAGGAGGAGGAUGCAUGGCAGUUAUUUAAAGAGAAGGUCAGUCAGGAAACUCUUUCUUCAAGUCCUCGUAUUGAAACCCUUGCAAAAGAACUUGUGAAAGAGCUGAAGGGUUUGCCAUUAGCUUUGAUAGUUAUUGGAAAGGCAAUGUAUCCAAAAACUGAUCCGAUUGAAUGGGAAUAUGCUAUCGAGCAUAUGCAACGAUCAUGUUGUGACGAGGAUAAUCCCCUGUCUAUAGAAAAUAUUUUCGGACAACUCAAGUUUAGUUACGAUAAUUUACGGAGUGACACAUUGAGACAUUGUUUCUUGACUUGUGCACUGUGGCCAGAGGAUUGGGAGAUUAUCAAAGCUGACCUUGCACAAUGCUGGAUGGGCUUAGGUCUAUUGGAUGAGUGUGAUAUUCAAAGGUCCUACUCACAAGCAUAUAGUCUAAUCGGCGACCUUAGAGAUGCAUGUUUAUUAGAGAACCGGGGAAAUUGGUAUGGUUCUGUUAAAGUGCAUGACGUGAUUCGUGAUAUGGCUUUGUGGAUCUCUUGUGGCUGUGGUGAGAAUAACAACAAUUGGUUUGUCCGUGCAAAAGUUGCCACAGAAGAAAGAUUUAGCAUCCCUUGGGGCAAAGCUGAGUACAUCUCGUUGAUGUUGAAUGGAAUGAGUAAACUUCCUUCCUUUGGCAAUGAUCAUGGCCCUAUGAAACUGAUGACAUUAUGCCUUCAAAAUAAUUAUUUUGAUGGAAGCAUAGUUGAAACAAUCAAGAAUUUCGCUUCACUGACAUAUUUGGAUUUGAGGACGAACCUUCUCAAGGACAUACCUGAAGAAUUAUGCUCCUUAGUGAACUUGGAGUACCUUGAUUUGUCACAUAAUCCUGACAUAUACCAAUUGCCGGACUGCUUUGGAAAGCUCAUUAAGCUCAAGUUCUUGUACUUGCAGUGCACGGACAUACGAAUAAUACCAAAGAAGGUGAUAUCUAACCUUAAAGCUUUGCAAGUGAUAGACAUGAGGACUUGGCGGGCAUAUCGUGGAGGAGGCUCUAUCAACUAUAACCCUGCAAUAUUCCAAGAGUUGGGCACCCUUGAUCAGUUGAAAGCAGCUGGUAUUGAGGCCGAUGGUUUCACAGAGUAUGAAUCACUAAGAGAUGUCGCAGCUAAUCUCCCCAUUCGAUCUUUAAUUAUGGGGAGUCUCAAAGAAACACACCCCUUAUGCCUCUCUGAUAUUCUUUCAGCCGACUUUGCACGACGAACCUUGUUUGAACUGGAAAUUAUAUGGAGCAAGAUGGAGCAAAUAACAGGAAGACAAGAACCAAACUACUGUUUUGGUACUCUGAAUAAGCUCUUCCUGUGGUUUUUGGUGAACUUGAAAGAGAUCACAUGGGUGGGAAGGUCUCCAGCGUCUGUGUUUCCAAGGCUCACUUGUGUGAAUGUGAAUAGCUGCUCAAAGCUAGAGCACCUCUCUUGGACGAUGUACCUGCCCUGCCUUGAGCAGUUGGAGGCACGUUUCUGCGACAACAUGAAGGAAGCAUUUCGGAGGACCGUGCAUCACGGUGAAAUAACGAGCACAGGUCAAGAGAGUUCAAGUGCAUCUGAAGGUACAUUUCCUUGCCUGAAACAGCUGCGCCUUUCGGACAACCCAAAGCUGAUCACCAUCUGUGAUCCCGACGUGACGUUCCCGUCCCUGGAGCAGCUGGUGCUCACAAAGUCUCCAGAGUUGAUCAGGCUCCCUUUCCAGAUACACAGCUUGCCGCUAAAGCUGCAGGAGCUACAGUUUGAUGAUGUCGAAUGCUGGGACAGGUUGGAAUGUGAAGAAGGUGUCAAAUCUUUCCUACAACAUUGUCUUAAAUUUGGCUAUGUGAGUGAAAUAUCAUGAUCAGUCCCUCCAUUCCACACUGCCAUGCUUUCUCUCUUGGCGCACGCAUGGUAGCUGCAAGGUGCUCAGCAUCAUAAUUUCCAACAGAGUUAUGCAGGGGUAUGCAAUUGUGACGGAAUCUCGUCUGAGGUCAUGCAGGGGAGGUUGCCCCCUUUCUCAUUUCAGCUGGUGGUGCUUGAAGGAAGCUGUGUGGGGAGGAGAGGAAUCAAUGAAUCACCCCUCGCUUUCCAGACACACAGCUUGCCGUGAAAGUUGCAGGAGUUAAGAGUUACGGCUGGAUAAUGUUGAGCGUUGGGUCAGGUUGGAAUGUUUUGAAGGUUAAAGUCAAAUCUUUCUUGUAACCCUGUCUUAAAUUUGGCUAUGAGAUUGCAAUGCCAUGAUCAGUACCUACAAGGUGGUCGAUAUCGUCAUUUCCAACAAAAUGGCAGUAUGUAUAACAGGAAGGACAGUCAACUGUCAAAUUGUCUUGUCCGGAACCGUGCAGAGGAGGCUGUCUGAAGCCAAUGAUGCAACAGCAAGGACUAGCUAUAGAUUCCAAACAUCGAAAGCUCAACUCUUCUGAAGCCAACGAUGCAGCGACGAGGACUAGAAUUCUUCUGAACCUCAAAAGCUCUAUCUGAAGCCAACAUUGUAGCAACAAUGACUGGAACUAUGAAGCUUGUUGUAAACUUGAUUGAUACGGAAGCUGAGAGGAGACAUGCUUUUUAUCUUUGUGUAGAUCAACUAGAGAUGCUUCCAUUCAUCCUCCUGACCGCGGUCGGAUGGCGCGCGCUUUGUGCACAGUAUUCUUUUUUCUGUUUAUAUGAACAUAUGUAGGACCUGAUGGCCGGUCCGAUAUCUAAAAACCUCGUCAGAGAGCGGUGUUAUGUUUUUGCAGAGUAUGCUGGAAAAUGCUUGUAUUGGCUUUA
Messenger RNA from Aegilops tauschii subsp. strangulata, 7404 nucleotides. The record is from RefSeq and is a predicted model, not a curated record. NCBI's taxonomy places the organism in Eukaryota, Viridiplantae, Streptophyta, Magnoliopsida, Poales, Poaceae.